Molecule: messenger RNA, 1643 nt
Organism: Papaver somniferum (opium poppy)
Lineage: Eukaryota; Viridiplantae; Streptophyta; Magnoliopsida; Ranunculales; Papaveraceae
Product: 12S seed storage globulin 1-like
Exons: 4
Coding region: 333-1403 (356 amino acids)
Molecular function (GO): nutrient reservoir activity
Source: RefSeq, a predicted model, not a curated record
ACCCCACCUUGCAAGGUUACCGCACGAUCUCUUAGGUUUUCAAAGAUCAACAAUUGCACAUGGCAUAUGAAAUUCUAGUGCUACUAAAACUCUUUUUCCAAACAUACGAAACCUACCGGAAUUUUUUUACUUGAUUGUUAUCCAAAUUAAGAUUAGUAUUGUUAAUCCUAUUUUAAUCAUACUUAUCCUAUUUAUCUUCGUAAGCCUAUAAAUACAUCCCUAGUCCAUCUUUCCAUUCACAGUCUCAUAAAGUCAUACCAUAUUCAUCUUUCUUUCUCGUUGCUGAGAUUUUAUUCUUUGAUUUCUGAUAUUCUUUUUUUUGGAGAGAUAUAAUGGAGAUUGAUUUGACACCCAAAUCAUCAAAGUCUGUGUAUGGAAGUGAUGGUGGAUCAUAUUUCUCAUGGUCACCAUCUGAUCUUCCAAUGCUCAAAGAAGGUAACAUUGGAGCUUCCAAAAUUGCUCUUCAAAAGAAUGGUUUAGCUAUGCCUAGCUAUUCUGAUUCUGCCAAGGUUGCUUAUGUUCUUCAAGGAAGUGGUACUGCUGGUAUUAUCCUUUAUGAAGCUGAAAAAGAGAAAGUGAUUGCAGUCAAAGAGGGUGAUGCAAUCGCCCUACCAUUUGGUGUUGUUACCUGGUGGUUCAACAAAGAUGAUAGCGAACUUCUAGUUCUUUUCAUGGGUGAUACCUCAAAAGGUCACAAGGCUGGUGAAUUUACAGAAUUUGCGCUAACUGGUGCCAAUGGUAUUUUCACUGGAUUUACUCCUGAAUUUGUUGGUCGAGCUUGGGAUUUAGAAGAAGACAAGGUUAAGGUGCUUGUUGGAAGCCAAAAAGGCACUGGAAUUAUCAAGGUGAAUGAUGGUUUUAAGUUGCCUGAGCCUAGUGAGGCAGACAGGAAAGGGAUGGCUUUGAACUGCUUAGAAGCACCUUUAGAUGUUGAUAUUAAGAACGGUGGUCGUGUCGUUAUCUUGAGUACCAAAAAUUUGCCUUUGGUUGAACAGGUUGGACUUGGUGCUGAUCUCGUCAGGAUUGAUGCUGGAUCAAUUUGCUCGCCAGGAUUCUCUUGUGAUUCAGCUUAUCAGGUGACCUAUAUUGUUAGGGGAAGUGGUCGUGCUCAGAUUGUUGGUGUUGAUGGCAAGCGUAAGCUUGAACUAAGAGUCAAGGCUGGUGACUUGUUCAUCGUUCCAAGGUUUUUUGUCGUCUCAAAGAUUGCUGAUGGGGAGGGCAUGGAUUGGUUUUCGAUCAUCACUACUCCCAACCCAAUCUUCUGCCACUUAGCAGGAAGGACAUCAGUCUGGAAGGCAUUGAACUCGCAGGUUCUUGAGGCGUCUUUCAAUGUUUCACCUGAAGCCGAGAAGCAUUUCCGUUCCAAGAGGCUUAAUGCUGAAAUCUUCUUCCCUGCACCCUAAAAGUCUGGCUCUUCAUUAUGAAAUAUGAAGAAACAUUACAAUUUACUUCUUUUGAUUUGCAACCUAGAUAAUAAGUGAGAAGACUGAGAUUGUCCGUCUCCAAUGACCGUCUUCAGUUUUUUUAGUGUUUAUAUUUGAGAUAAGUUUAUCUGGUCAAGUUUUUGUAGUAGAUGUUUCUCUUUCACCUUUUAUGUGAACAUUGGUUUGGUUUUAUUGAAACAGUUUAUUUUGGUGAUUACA